UUACAAUCCUGCAUUUAACGACGACUUCUAUAAGAGCUGAUAUUUUAAUAAAUAGAAAAUAACAAGUGUUUGUUACGAUUUGAAUAUAGAACGUAACGUUCUAAAAUCAGUUUUCUCUCAAGCAAAAUGUCGCGCAAAAAAGACAUAUUGUACAUUUCCAUCUUGUUUUUCCCAACGGAUUAAUCCCGUUGUAGCUGUACUGCGAUUUUGGCCGUACUCUGUAUUAUAAUUCAUGGCCUUUAACGGGCUGAAUACCAAAGCCCGACACCUCCGUACGUUCCUCUACCGCACACGACGGUCAAAUACACGGUCAAGGUGAAGGUAAGUGGCCCCUUGAGCGGCGCGAUGCGGGUGACGAGAAAUUCAGUUUUGCUAUGACCGUUGGCUGGUAGACAGGUCCGAUCGGCUCGUGUGAUAGUCUCGAGAAACUCUUGACAGACGGACAUUUCGUUCUUCCUUGGCCCCUACAGUGGAUUAACACGCCAUGGAAUUUCGCACGUUUGUCAUGAUACUCUUGUGUGCAUCAGCGUAUUCCGCCGAAGAAAAGUCGAAAAAUACCAAACCGGUUGUUAACGACAACGAGUCCACGCGAACGGACGAACCACCGGAGGGAUAUUACGCGUUCGUCGAAUCACCGAACGCGGAACCACCCAGGGUUCGGCCACCGCCCUACAUUGACAGCGAUAAAGGAUGUUACGAUAACGACAAGCAGGGAAAAGGCUCCGUUUCGAUACAUAACAUCUGCGGAGAUUUGAACAAAGGCUAUAUUCCACGGAAUCCGAUGAACCAAUAUGUAAAUGGCUCGUCGUAUCCUUUCGCACUGAUAAAGAAUCAUACUCUCAAGUUCCUCAGCAAAGCAUUACCGAUCCUCAAGUCUGAUGAUUCGUUGCCAAAAGUCGCCAAAGUGCAUCCGUUGUCGCAAAAUUCUGUUGAUACAGACGAAGAAGAGAAACAUGGUAGAAGCAAAAGAUCUAGUCCAUUGGAUUUGAUUUUACCCACAGACUCGAAUCGAAAUGGUCGCAAGUUUUGCGAAAAUGGUAGCGGCGUAGUGUGCAUGUUAUAUAAAGCGAUCCAAGGCGAGCCGAUCGCGUCGUCGGCUGCGGUGAUUGAACGCCGGGAUGAACCUUCGACGAACUCCGAUUAUCGACGAGGAGAACGCGUACCAUCGCAGGAGAAAACGGAGUAUACGGGCCCGCCGACGCCGUGUCCAGCCAAAGUCGAAUACGCGACUCCGGUCUUCGCCAAGAAUUACCAAGGUGUCUGGAGAUACGUGGUGCAGAUACCUUACGAAGGUUACUUUACGCAGACGAUCGAACUCACCAGAUGCAUGCAAUCGAGGUGCCAUUACUUGGAUGGUGGAUGCCUAUCGUCGCCGAGAUGGACGAGUCUGUUGGUCGCUGAAAUAUUUUAUCCGGACACGUUCCUAGAAGAGAAUCAAGGAACUGACUCCGGUAUCGGAUCUGGUACUCGAGAUCCUGUUGUCGGAUCCCCACCACCAGUUCACGAUUUUCAGAAUUAUCAGCAAUAUUUGCAGAAACGCGCGAGCACGGGAGAGGCACGUAACAAUGGUGGUGCUCAGCAACAUCACUGUGACGGGCUCGACGAAAUGGGUUGCUUCCAAGUACGGCUAUAUUACGACUGGUUCUUGGUACCGGGAAGCUGUAAAUGCUGGCGGCCGGAUUACUUCAAUCGAUACGUUCGUCGCAGCGGUUCCAAUGUCGAAUUAUGAUGAGUUUCACGUAAAGAUAUGUAUUUUGCAUCCCGAUAAAAUAUCAUGUCGAUUUACGAGUGAUUAUUUCAAUCGUCGCUAAAUGAUCGAGCGUACCAAGUUGGAGCGAUUUAUCCGAGUCAUUUCAAAUAUGUCGCACAUAGUCAAAUAUUGGCACGUUUGCUUACACGAGAUCUUUUUCGCUCAUGCGUUACAAAUCAUUGUUGACAUUAUUCGACAUUAGUUUUUUUUAUCACAAUUAAGUGUGAUAAUUCGUAGCAUUACAAUCGAAUACAUUUGAUCAUAACAUUUCUCUUUGAGCUUUGAUGUAGCCAUUUGUCGAUAACAUAAUAUUAUAAACGUGUGAAAAAAGAUGAAUUUUAUUCAUUGUAAUUGAAAGAAAAGAAACAGGCAGUUGAAGAAAUAACAUGACAAAUAAAAUGGAAAAGAAUAUUGUGAUACAAGAAAGUAUUAUUUCCAGAUCUAAAAAAAUAAUUUCAGAUUCAGAAUGUAAAUUCUUAUCUCUUUCCACAUACACUGUCUAUGAAAUUGAUACAAAAUUACCACGUAUAAGACGAAAAUAUAAUUUUAGUUAUAAGAAAAAAAAACAAAAUAAUUGUUUUAUAAUUAUAUACUAGUUUUAAUAGUGGACCACAGAAUAUGUGUCAUUACAAUUUUACUACAAUGUUACAAUGGUAAUUAUUGUAGUAUUCAAAAUUAUAAUAACAAUUAUUAUUAUAACAAAUCAUAUAACAAAUAUUUAUAUGUAU
Vollenhovia emeryi is the source of this 2478-nucleotide messenger RNA. RefSeq lists its product as uncharacterized. The transcript has 8 exons. Gene Ontology annotation, biological process: regulation of Toll signaling pathway; central nervous system formation; innate immune response. Gene Ontology annotation, molecular function: Toll binding; growth factor activity. Gene Ontology annotation, cellular component: extracellular region. The record is from RefSeq and is a predicted model, not a curated record. NCBI's taxonomy places the organism in Eukaryota, Metazoa, Arthropoda, Insecta, Hymenoptera, Formicidae. The coding region runs from base 485 to 1729 and encodes 414 amino acids.